UCAAACAGGUGCUAAGAAUGGUUCUCCUUGUGACCUUGUUUUUUAGUAGAACUGGCACCUGAUCACAAGUGAAUUCCUUUUUGUUUAGGUACAGAUAUUGUUUUACCUGAGGGCAAAUCGAUAUAAUGAUCAGUCUAGACUAGAGCAAAGAGCGUUACACUAAAGAGUUUUAACUGGCAGCUCAAAAACUGCUGAUUAUGUAAACUAACAAGGUUGCUUGGCAAUAAUCCCUAAAGAUGAUGUUGCACAAAGUGCAAUCUCGAACAACAAGAUGGGUUAUCGCGUUUGAUGGAUUUUCAUUGAUUGCAAUUUUGCAAGUGUAUCGGUAAAUGAAUUUGUUGAUAAUGGUAUACAUUUUUAACUAAUAUUCAAUGACUUUGCAGCUUUAAAUGACAGUUGGGACAUUCUAUUGAUAUUAUUUUUCUGUUCCAAAGCUCUGAUAUGGUAAUAUUGGCCUCUUCAAUUUGGUUAUCAACAAGUUCUGACAGUAGUUGAAUGCAGGCAAGGUAUUUCAUAACCGAUCAGAAUGAUAAUAAAAUGACUGAUGUAUUGAAAGCACUAGGGUAGAGACGUGGGACGUUGCCAAUGGACAUGAAAAUGAAUUUAAUUUAAUAAAUGUAGCCCGCUUAUGAGCGGCUGUAAUGCAUCUGAAACCACCCAAAUGGGUUUUAUGGAAUCAGACCCACGGAUGAAUCAUCCUGAUCCAUAAAUGGGCCAUUACAGACCCACAUACCACAGUGAUUUUGACCAAUUAAGGCAUUUUCAUCCAAACUUAAUAAAUAGUUAAUUCAGAUCUGCCUAAACGCAUCGAGGGAAGGAGGGCCUAAGUGUGUUGUCCUCCUCGUAGUCGCAGCCCUUUUCACUUCCUUGGUGGUACUGAGUAAACCUGGUUCACACACUCUGCUAAUAACGUGAAGGGCUGCUCUUAUCUGUUGGUACGAGGCUGAUAUUUAUGGCUAACAUUCAGGGCAGAGUGUGCCAACGCGCCAAUAAAAAGUUAAUGGUUUACCCUCCGCAAAAGUCGGAACACCCAAGGAGCAAUCUGCCGAUCAAGUGUUGUCACCGGAGUCCUCGUUUUGCCUGCGUGCGUCGUCAGUCCUGGUUUGUUGUUGUUGUCAUUGUCUUCGUCAAAAUGGCAAGAGAAACCUAGUGGCGGAUUUAUUUUGUGUGCGAGUGUGAGUCACAUGGUGCGUUGUACCCCAAACAUGAUCGGCCCGGUAAUUAUCCUACAGGCGGUGAUUAUCUGAGUUAGAGCCUUGUUCCCACAACGGGAAGAGCGGAGGAGGAGGUGGGCUCCGUCAGCUUUUAAUGACUUUGUGUCAUCGCCAGGAGGCACACAAUUUGGAACCUGCAUGCUUACAACACUGUGUGUGUGUGUGUGUGUGUGUGUGUGUGUGUGUGUGUGUGUCAGUCAGCUGCCUGUGACAUCAACCUGUUGAGCUGCGCGGCACACUAUUGGCUACGCUGGACUAGCACUAAAGUGGCUGCGGCAAUAGACGGCAGGUCGGGUUCCCAUCUUCCCACAGGACAGGGCUGGGGGUCUCCGUCCAGCGCUCUCGUUUAGUCAUGUCGCUUUUAUCUACAGUGACUUGGAGGGAAUGCUAUUUAUAUGCAGGUCGUCACAGAUGACGCAGGUGCAGCACCGGGUGACAGGGCAGGUGAUGGCCCUUAAGGUGAACACCAUGGCCAGCAACAAGGCCAACAUGCUCCGGGAGGUGCAGCUCAUGAACCGCCUCUCCCACCCCAACAUACUCAGGUUUAUCGGCGUGUGCGUCCACGAGGGCCAGCUCCACGCCCUGACGGAGUACAUCAACGGCGGGAACCUGGAGCAGCUCCUGGAGAGCGAGACGCCUCUCCCCUGGGGGGUGCGCCUGGGCCUGGCCCUGGACGUCGCCCGUGGCCUGGAGUACCUCCACAGCAAGGGCAUCUUCCACCGGGACCUCACCUCCAAGAACUGCCUGGUGUGCUGGGAGAACGGUGCGUGCUCGGCCGUGGUCGGGGACUUUGGCUUGGCGGAGAAGAUACCAGAGUACAGCGAGUCCGGGGAGCAGGAGCAUCUCUCCGUGGUCGGCUCCCCCUACUGGAUGGCCCCAGAAGUGCUCCGAUGGGAGGCUUACAACGAGAAGGUGGACGUGUUCGCAUUCGGAAUCAUCCUGUGUGAGGUCAUCGCCAGGGUGCAGGCUGACCCUGACUUCCUGCCCAGAACAGAGGACUUUGGCCUGGACGUGGACACCUUCCAGCACAUGGUGGGCGACUGUCCCCCAGACUUCCUGGAGCUAGCCGUCACCUGCUGCAAUAUGAGCGCGGCGCUGAGGCCGUCGUUUGCCGAGAUCGCAGCCCAGCUGGAGCGCAGGGAGGCGGGGGCGGCGCCCGCAGACGGACCGGCCGCGCGCCGCGACACCUCCACCUGCUCGCCUGCGAUUGGUCCUCCUUCCCGUCGGGGCUCGCUAUGCCCGCCCACCGACGCCCGCCUCUCCCGCAGCAAGUCGGACAUGCUGUGCCCCCCGGCCACGCCCCCCGCCCCGGGGGCCCUGGCGGUCCCUGGCUGCGGGCGGGUCAACCCCUUCUCCCAGCGCAAGGACCUGCAGGGCGGCAAGAUCAAGCUGUUCGACACGCCCUCCAAGUCGGUCAUCUCGCUGACCUUCGCUCUGCCGCCGCCGCUGCACGACGACCCCGCCGACGGCGUGGGGGGCGGGACCCCGGCCCGCAGUCACCGCCGCUGCCUGUCCCUGCCGUGCACGCCCCCGCCCAACCUCACCUCCACCCCCCUGCCCCCCGCCCCCAGCGCCCGGGCGGACCGCCGCCGGGAGACCGGGAAGGAGGAGGAGGAGGGGGAGGGGCGACGGACGGCUGACGAAGAGGAGGCGCUGCUGGCGUCGAAGACCGCCUGCGACUCGGUCAACGACUCGGGUCUCCCGUUGCCCUCGGAGACGCUGACCCUGGAGCUGACGGACAAGGAGGUGGAGGAGGAGGAGGAGCCUAUGGACUGCACCAGCUCCCCGGACACGCUGGGCGGCGGUCCCGCCCCCUCCACCCCGCCCCCGUUCCACGGCAGCUGGCUCUCCAACGGCCCCAAGGGCGGCGGGGGGCUCCCCCUCCUCCCCCCGGCCCACGACAACAACAACGUGGUGGUGGGCCGCCCGCUGGCCUGGGCGCCCGCCGCCGCCCGCGGCAACGCCAACGGCUACCGCUCGCCGCCGCCGUCGUACAACGGCUACGACGACGAGGGCUACGACCCCGCCGGCGCCUCGCCAUUCGGCUCGGCCGGCGGCCACUCCCCCGAACAGGACGAGGUCAUUUCCUGUCCGGGCUGCUGCCUGGCGGGCCUGCGCUUCCCCUCGCUGUGUAUGCGGGCGUCGUCGACGGCGACGGCGCCCCGCCGGAACCCCUACAAGAACCUGAACGGCGAGCGGAGCGCCAGCACGCGGGGCCUGCUGCACGCCGGCUCCAAGGGCCACUCCCCCUCCUCUAGCCCCGCCCCCACCCAGACCAAGAAGACCAGCCCGGAGCCGGGACUCGUGCUGCCCGGCGCCCAGACAUAGUGACACCCCCCUCCCCCCUUCCCUCCCUCGCCACACACUGCCGGCCGGGUGGUUCUAGUGGGGUUCUUCUCUUUGAGAUGUUUGCACUGAUUUUAACCCAGCAAUACACACACACACACACACACACACACACACACACACACACACACACACACACACACACACACACACACACACACACACACACACACACACACACACACACACCUCUUAAGUUUCCAGCGAUGGAGGAGGUGGAUGACAUUGAAUCUGGCUGCUGGACCGACGGGGUCAGUCCACUUAUUUACUGAAUGAUGAGUAUUUCCAACUGCUCCCGUCUCCCUGUGAUGAGCAAAGAGUCACUGCUCUAUAAUAUAGAAGGCGGGGGGGGGGGGGGGCUAGCAAAGGGGAGAAGAGGCCACUUUUGGCUUAGGAUUGCGCCAUAGACCGCUUGUAGGUUUGUGGCGCAGCGGCCGUUGGUGGCUUUGUAGCGCCCUCUGCUGGGCAAGGGGCGCUAUGAACUCGGAUGUCACGUCGGAAAGUGCAGCACGCCGAGACGCACGACGGCUAGUCGUGUUAGCAUGAAAAAGAAGACGCUCGUAAAAAAUGAACAUAAUAAGACCCCUUACCUGAAUGUUCCCGUGCUGUAAAACUGCUGAACGACUGAAAGAUUUAAAUAGAAAAAUUGAAAAAAAAAAUCAUGAGUGACGAAGAAUGUUGAUGUAGGUCUUUGGUAUUCCAGUAGCGGUGGACACAGGCGCGUCUCUUGACUUGAAUAGUGGGCACUGGUAUGCCUACAGUGGUUGUUAACGUGAUGAGCUCCACCUGUGUUCGCUGUUACUGGAGCGCCUCUGUGAUAAAGGCCUGAUAGUCGAGUAUUAACGGAGGGGGGGACGAUGUCAUGGAGGGAGAAAAAAAAAAGCUUUUGUGUUUUUCUUUUUUUUUUUACAAGGUGAAUGAUGUACUGCCGAUGAGAUGUUUUGGUUUGAAAAAAGGUGUGUGUGUGUGUGUGUGUGUGUCGCAUUCUUUUGUUUGUUUUGCUGUAGGCCUAUCAUUUCUCCGGUUGCCUGGUGAGCACUUCGGCUGUAUUACUUUUUGUUAUCGCGAUACGGAAACAUAUUCGCAAUUAUUUGGUGAAUGAAAAGAAUGGUCAGAGACCUAUAAUUUCCACGAGAUGUACAGAUUGUUAUUUAAAGAUGUAAUUAAAUAAAGAAUAUAGACUCUAAA
Molecule: messenger RNA, 4748 nt
Organism: Gadus morhua (Atlantic cod)
Lineage: Eukaryota; Metazoa; Chordata; Actinopteri; Gadiformes; Gadidae
Gene: tesk1b
Product: testis associated actin remodelling kinase 1b
Exons: 10
Coding region: 1599-3542 (647 amino acids)
Biological process (GO): actin cytoskeleton organization; protein phosphorylation; positive regulation of stress fiber assembly
Cellular component (GO): cytoplasm; nucleus
Molecular function (GO): ATP binding; protein serine/threonine kinase activity
Source: RefSeq, a predicted model, not a curated record